AUGGUUGAUUACUCACCCAACAUCAUUGCCUCGUUCUGUAUUACUUUUCCUAUUGCUACGCUUGUGGUCAUCCUUCGUCUUAUUUCCAAGCGCAUGACAGCUACUGGCUAUGGACUGGAGGACAUACUCGCUGUGUGUAGCUGGGUCUUCUGUCUAGGAUAUUGCAUUGAUGUUUUGAUUUGGCUUGCCGACUACGGCCUUGGCCGACCGAUUGAGCAAGGCCUGUCCUCUCAUCUAACCCUGGACGAGAAGACAAAAGCAUCUUGGCUAAUCCUAUGGUGCUCAAGUAUUCUUUACUCGUUCGCCAUUGCCUUUUGCAAAUUUUCGAUCCUUUGUUUCUACUGGCGUCUCUUCAAAUAUUCCAGUGUUAGGAUACCGGUCCAGGUCCUGUCUGGCCUGACGUUGGCCUGGUUUAUCUUGCGACUCUUCCUGGUAACACUUCAGUGUAUACCUAUCCGAGGCUUGUGGGAUCACUCAGUCAAGCACACCUGUGGCGUUAACGAGACCGUGUUUUUCUUCGCGACGGUUCUUACACAUGUCUUGAUCGACUGUGCCAUUCUUGCACUUCCGAUAAUCGAGGUUGGCAAGAUGCAUCUCCCCAAGGGCCAGAAGAUUGCAGUGAUUGCCCUCUUCAUGUUUGGUGGCUUGUAA
Molecule: messenger RNA, 651 nt
Organism: Fusarium keratoplasticum
Lineage: Eukaryota; Fungi; Ascomycota; Sordariomycetes; Hypocreales; Nectriaceae
Exons: 3
Coding region: 1-651 (216 amino acids)
Source: RefSeq, a predicted model, not a curated record